Molecule: messenger RNA, 680 nt
Organism: Drosophila willistoni
Lineage: Eukaryota; Metazoa; Arthropoda; Insecta; Diptera; Drosophilidae
Gene: Npc2a
Product: NPC intracellular cholesterol transporter 2 homolog a
Exons: 1
Coding region: 131-580 (149 amino acids)
Biological process (GO): intracellular cholesterol transport
Molecular function (GO): sterol binding
Source: RefSeq, a predicted model, not a curated record
ACUUGCCGAUUUUCAGUAGAUUUUUAGCUGUCGCAGGGGAAAACGAAAGCAGAUAACAGUUGGCUUAAUUUUAUUGUCGCAUAAUCACCUUGUAAUUUAAUUAACUCGGCGUUUCGUUUUCGGAAAAAAAAUGUGGAAAUUGUGCUUUCUCUGGUUCGGUCUGCUAAUGGUGACCUUUGUCCAAGGACUGGGAUUCACAGAUUGCGGUUCAAAGACCGGAAAAUUUACCCGUGUUGCCAUCGAGGGUUGUGAUACAACCAAAUCGGAAUGCAUUCUAAAGAGGAACACAACAGUCAGCUUCUCCAUUGAUUUCGCAUUGGCCGAGGUCGCAUCGGCCGUGACAACUGUGGUUCAUGGCAAGGUUUUGGGCAUUGAGAUGCCAUUCCCCUUGGCCAAUCCCGAUGCUUGCGUCAAUAGCGGCCUCAAGUGUCCAUUGGAAAAGGAUGAAUCCUAUCGCUAUACAGCCACAUUGCCAGUCCUGAAGACUUAUCCAAAGGUCUCUGUGCUAGUGAAAUGGGAAUUACAGGAUCAGAAUGGUGUUGAUAUAAUCUGUGUGGAAAUACCAGCAAAAAUUCAGUAACUGUAAAUAAUUUUACAAUCUAAAAUAAUUGUUGUUAAACGGAAGCCUCAAGUUGUAUUCUUAUUGUAAUCUAAUUUAAAAUAAAGAAAUAUGAAAUUAA